Scheffersomyces coipomensis is the source of this 1932-nucleotide messenger RNA. RefSeq names its product pheromone-regulated protein. The transcript has a single exon. Lineage: Eukaryota; Fungi; Ascomycota; Pichiomycetes; Serinales; Debaryomycetaceae. Gene Ontology annotation, cellular component: fungal-type vacuole; cellular bud neck. The coding region runs from base 501 to 1718 and encodes 405 amino acids. The record is from RefSeq and is a predicted model, not a curated record.
UAGUAUACCCUCGAGAAACACACCUUAAAUAACAUACACUCGAGACUGUUACUCCCUGCAGAAACAAAUCCACGUAGCUAUGGAUAUAUAUCCAAGAAAGUAAGGGAAUUUCAGUUAUCGCCAUAUGUGGGAUCAAUGCAUGGUAAAAAAAUAAAAUAAAAUUUAAAAUUUUAAAAUAUUCAGAAAUCCGUUCCCGUGAGUGUUAAAUUGGUAAACAUAUUUAUAUAUCGAGGAGAAUAAUCAGAUUUCAAUAGUUGUUAAUACUUUCUUUCUUCACUUGUGUCCCUGAGUCAACUCUUACCACCACCAACAACGACAUACUACUCUUAUUCUGGUUCAAAGUACUAACCAUUCUUUCGCACCGUCCAUUCCUUUAAAAUACUUAACAGUAAAAUUGCUUGUUUUCAGUUAUUCCUUCACUUUUUGUUAUAUAUCUAUUUCACGUCAUCACUCCUUUUUAAAAAAGUCAUUGUCAUAUCGAAUUCAAAACAUACCUAAACAUGAAGUUCUCCAGUAUAUUAUUCAUUCAAUCAUUUGCCAUACUCGCUAUGUCCCAGCAAAUACCGUUGGCUACAUCUUUAGCUACCCCUCCACAUCAUCAUCAUCACUUACAUCAUAAACAUCAUAUAGAGCCAACUGGUGUCAUUCAAGAACAACCUUAUAUAACUGAAAUGGCUAAAAGAGAUGACGAGACUGACUUACCUACUGUGUCAGCCAUGCCAACCUUAACUACUACCACACAAUAUAAUGCCGUGGUUGAAGUUCCAACUGUUAAAAAUCCUUAUAUCACUUCAUCAAACUUACCAGAUGGAAUUGUAUUUAUAAUCGUGGGAGGUAUUAUUGGACUUAUAUUCAUUCUGUUUAUAAGUUAUAGAAUCAUUGCUUGGAUUAUAUCUAAUAGAAAAGCAAAACAUGAAAAAGAACAUUAUUAUCAUAAUUUCAAUAAUUCAAAUAGUAUCUUUGGUAGUAAUGGUAGUAAUGGAUUAUCAUCCUCCAGUAAUUCAUCAAUGUUUGAAAAGAAUUCAUCAUUUGUUUCAAAUUCAUCAUUUUAUCAAUUAUCAAGAACUAAUUCAUUAGCUCAAUUAGAUGAAAUGAUCACUACUUCUAGUAAUCCAGGUAGAGCUUAUAGAGAUACUGUUCUGGGAAGUAUUUAUAAUAAUGGUAGUGGUCUUAAUUUAAGUAAUAGUAAAUUGGCUAAUAAUAGAGGAUCAAUGUUUAUAAGUCCAAUUUUAGAAACCAUUAGUGGUAGAAGAAGUUUAUCACAAUUGGAAUUACCAUUAUAUAAUCAACAACAACCAUCUCAAGAACAACUUGACCAAAUGCAUGCUUUGACAGUUGGAGGAGCUGGAAGUGAUAAUAACUCCAAUAUACUAUCUCCAUAUACUAUCAAACCAGUUGAAAGUAGUGAUUCAAUUCCAUUGAAUGAUUUUGAUUAUUUGGAAGCAGAGAGAUUAUUAAUGAAUAACAACAAUAGUGAUAUUGAAAGUCAAGAUCAACAACCAUCACCGCAAGCAAAUCAUCCAUAUCGUUCAGAGUCUCAUUAUUAUGCUCAAUUAUUGAAUAAUCAACAUUCACAUAGUCAUUCCCAUUCUCAAUCACAAAUAAAUUUAGCAACCAAUACUAAUAAUACUAAUUCAGGCACUACUACUACUACUACUACUACUACUAAACUGAGGCCUCCUAGUGUUUAUCUUGAUGCUUUAUUAGAUGAUGAAUGAAUUCAUAGUAGCAAUUGCGAAACCCUAUUCAUAUGUAACACUUUAUAGAAAAUAUAUAUAUAUAUAUACAUAAACAAAAUUGCAAAAAGAGGGCCAUAAAUGUCGCGGUCUUAAAAACAAAAGAUGUCUCUCUUAUCACAAAAUAAUGUCUCUUUGUAGUUAUUACUCCACUAAUUGAACAAUUUCCACGCCCUCCUCCCCAGACAACAAAAAU